CAGCGCUGCCCAGAGCAAAGCGCCUCACAACAAGCCAAGGUAGCAGAGCUGUGAGGGGAUAGCACGGCUGACGGCCAACGGAGUUUCAUAUGCCAUCAAUACCAGAAGAUUUAGAAAACUGGCACCACCUAAAACUUAGUGCAGACUGAUUUUAUUUUUCCUGAAUAUCUGAUCAUUGAGAAUUUAAACUGCAAAACUGCUGGGAGGUAUUUUUAUAACCUCCACUUGAAGCGAACAACAAGAUUGUCUGGUAUGUAAACUGCACUUUACCAUCAUUAUGAUGAACCAGGAGAAGUGGGCUAAUCUUAGUCCUUCAGAGUUCUCUCAGCUUCAGAAGUAUGCAGAAUAUUCUACAAAGAAAAUUAAGGAUGUUUUAGAAGAAUUCCAUGGUAAUGGUGUACUAGCAAAGUACAAUCCUGAAGGGAAGCAAGAUAUUCUUAAACAAACAAUUGACUUAGAAGGAUUCAAGUUAUUUAUGAAGACUUUCCUAGAAGCUGACCUACCAGAAGAAUUUUGUGAACAUCUCUUUACCUCAUUUGGCAACAAAAUCCCUUAUAGUAGUCCUUUGGUGAAGAAUAAGCCUCCACUCCUUCCAGGAGGUUUGCGAAUUACUAAAAGCAUGACUGCGUCCCGACCUCCAGCCUCCACUUUACACAUGCCAGAAGUAAUCCAGUUGAAAGAUAUUGUUUGUUACCUUUCCCUUCUUGAAAGAGGAAGACCUGAAGACAAGCUAGAAUUUACGUUUCGCUUGUAUGACACAGAUGGGAAUGGUUACCUGGACAAUUCGGAGCUGGAAAACAUCAUCACUCAGAUGAUGCAUGUUGCAGAAUAUCUUGAAUGGGAUAUCACUGAACUCAGUCCAAUUCUUCAUGAAAUGAUGGAAGAAAUUGACUAUGACCAUGAUGGUACUGUUUCCUUGGAAGAAUGGAUCCAGGGGGGAAUGACGACAAUCCCACUCUUAGUGUUGCUCGGAUUAGAAAAUAAUGUGAAGGAUGACGGGCAGCAUGUAUGGAGACUGAAACACUUCAAUAAGCCUGCCUACUGUAAUCUUUGCUUGAACAUGCUAAUAGGAGUAGGCAAGCAGGGCCUCUCUUGUUCAUUCUGUAAGUACACAGUCCAUGAGCGUUGUGUUUCGAGAGCACCAGCUUCUUGUAUCAAAACAUAUGUGAAAUCCAAAAAGAAUGCUGAGGUCAUGCAUCACUUCUGGGUAGAAGGAAAUUGCCCAACAAAAUGUGAUAAGUGUCACAAAACUAUAAAAUGUUACCAAGGAUUGACUGGGCUACAUUGUGUCUGGUGUCAGAUCACAUUGCAUAACAAAUGUGCUUCACACCUAAAACCUGAAUGUGAUUGUGGCUCUCUGAAGGAACAUAUUCUACCACCCACCUCUAUCUGCCCAGUAGUAUUGGAACGGCAAGCAACUAUGAAAAAAGAAAAAGAUGGUUCUCAGCAAACAAACAAACAAAGUGAUCGCAACAAGAUGCAGAGAGCAAAUUCUGUCACUGUAGAUGGACAAGGUCUUCAGAUUACACCUCCUCAAGGUACUCAUCCGCUUCUAGUUUUUGUCAACCCUAAAAGUGGUGGAAAACAAGGAGAAAGAAUUUACAGAAAGUUUCAGUAUCUUUUGAAUCCUCGUCAGGUUUAUAGCCUUGCUGGAAAUGGACCAAUGCCAGGAUUAAAUUUUUUUCGAGAUGUUUCUGACUUUCGAGUAUUGGCAUGUGGUGGAGAUGGAACUGUGGGAUGGAUUUUGGACUGCAUAGAAAAAGCAAGUUUGAUUAAGCAUCCUCCGGUUGCUAUUCUGCCCCUUGGAACUGGGAACGACUUAGCCAGGUGUCUGAGAUGGGGAGGAGGAUAUGAAGGUGAGAAUCUUCUGAAGAUCUUAAAAGAUAUUGAAAACAGCACAGAAAUAUUGCUCGACAGGUGGAAAUUUGAGGUCAUACCUAACGAUAAAGAUGAAAAAGGAGAUCCAGUGCCUUACAGCAUCAUCAAUAAUUACUUUUCAAUUGGAGUGGAUGCUUCAAUUGCUCACAGAUUUCACAUUAUGCGAGAAAAGCAUCCAGAGAAGUUCAAUAGCAGAAUGAAGAAUAAAUUUUGGUAUUUCGAAUUUGGCACUUCUGAAACUUUCUCAGCUACCUGCAAGAAGCUACAUGAAUCUAUAGACAUAGAAUGUGAUGGAAUUCAGGUAGACUUAAACAACAUUUCCCUGGAAGGGAUUGCCAUUUUGAACAUCCCAAGCAUGCAUGGAGGAUCAAAUCUUUGGGGUGAGACCAAGAAAAGGCGAAGCCAUCGUCGAUUUGAAAAGAACAGGUCAGAUAAAAGAACCACUGUUACCGAUGCUAAGGAACUGAAGUUUGCAUGCCAAGAUCUUAGUGAUCAGCUGGUGGAAGUGGUUGGUCUAGAGGGAGCCAUGGAGAUGGGUCAGAUAUACACUGGACUGAAAAGUGCUGGAAGACGUCUUGCUCAAUGUACAUCUGUUAUCAUCAGGACUAGCAAGUCUCUGCCUAUGCAGAUUGAUGGGGAGCCAUGGAUGCAAACACCUUGUACAAUAAAAAUUACCCACAAGAAUCAAGCUCCAAUACUGAUGGGCCCGCCUCCCAAAACUGGCCUCUUCUCUUCCAUCAUUAAAAGGACAAGGAACCGCAGCAAAGAAUAAGCUUCUUUAGUUAAAUCCUUACAAAAUCAAAUUAGCAGGCAUUUGGAAUAUGUAUGCUGGAAACCUUUCAAGGGUUUUGCAAUGUUCUCUACUGCAUAAUCAUGGAAGCUGGAAUAACAGUUUCUGUGACUGAUCUAAUGUAAAAUGAUGCUAUUAGAAU
Molecule: messenger RNA, 2810 nt
Organism: Rhineura floridana
Lineage: Eukaryota; Metazoa; Chordata; Lepidosauria; Squamata; Rhineuridae
Gene: DGKB
Product: diacylglycerol kinase beta
Exons: 25
Coding region: 278-2650 (790 amino acids)
Biological process (GO): lipid phosphorylation; intracellular signal transduction; diacylglycerol metabolic process
Cellular component (GO): plasma membrane
Molecular function (GO): ATP-dependent diacylglycerol kinase activity; calcium ion binding
Source: RefSeq, a predicted model, not a curated record